Cottoperca gobio is the source of this 774-nucleotide messenger RNA. Its product is annotated as testis-expressed protein 43-like. The record is from RefSeq and is a predicted model, not a curated record. Lineage: Eukaryota; Metazoa; Chordata; Actinopteri; Perciformes; Bovichtidae. The transcript is spliced from 4 exons. The coding region runs from base 11 to 370 and encodes 119 amino acids.
GUCAACAAACAUGGCCGAUGCUGCAGGGAGCUCUGAACACGAGGGAUCCUGUGCCCACGUCCCAGCGUUCUCUGCCCGACAUCCCAUGAUCCCCAAACUCUAUGUGAUGCCAUGGAAACAGGACAUGAAGAACCAGAGGCUCCUGAUGAAGAAUGCAGCUCUAGCUGAGAUCCCUGUGGUUCCUCUUGAGGAGUCUUUGUGUUUUUGUGGUCGGGAGCGUCUCUGCCACAGUCAGGACUCCACCCACCGCUCCACCUUUUCCUCCUCCUCUGCUCUUCUCAGCCAGACAGGACUGACAGCUCAUCCCUCCUCCCACUUCUCCAGAUACAACAGCUCUGUGGUGACGACCAGGCAGCUCUACCAAACCUGAAGACAGAUCGCACACUAAUGAACCCGUCUGCGAGGGGGUUUCAUCACAGCUGUGCAUUUAAGAUUGCUUAUGCAGUUGCGGAUAUAGGAAAUUAAAAUGGUCCCUUAGUGCAGUUUGCAUAUGAUGAAUAAAUCCCAUUUUAGAUGUUUUUUUAAAGAAGAACCAAGAUGCUACACAAAAUAAUAAAAUGGCUAAAUUAAAAUAAAGAAGUAAAAAUGAGGCAGAAAGAAACUACAGAGAAGAUAUGUAAAAUAUCAAGGCCAUGGAAUAAAAAAAAAAUACAUUAUGUACGUCUAGUACAAAAAAGAUUGGAGACAUAGAAACUGACAUAUGUUAUAUAAAUGCCAUAUAUGCAGAUACCAAAGGGAUAUGUAAUGACACGAAAAGUAAAAAGACAAUUUAUU